Molecule: messenger RNA, 1176 nt
Organism: Fibroporia radiculosa
Lineage: Eukaryota; Fungi; Basidiomycota; Agaricomycetes; Polyporales; Fibroporiaceae
Exons: 6
Coding region: 1-1176 (391 amino acids)
Biological process (GO): fungal-type cell wall polysaccharide metabolic process
Cellular component (GO): fungal-type cell wall
Source: RefSeq, a predicted model, not a curated record
AUGAGCAAAUUAAUCAACUUGCUGGCUAUUGCCUCUGUGGCAAUCCUCGUCUGCUCCUUCGGACCCGACUCUGCCAAUGCCGUGGCCGUUAGCGGCCAUCACUUGUCUCGUCAUGUAGCCCAUGACGGUCUUGCCAGGAGAGUGUCGGAGAGAAAGAAGAAACGCGACUUGACCAGGCGUUGCCAGCAGCGCCCGUCUAGCAGUCCCGCUAGCAGUAGCACCACUAGCUCUACCGCUACUACUGCUUCUUCAUCUCCGGCAACCACUACUUCUUCCACUCCUACUACUUCGUCGACCCCCACCACGUCGUCCACUCCUACUACGUCCUCUACUCCUACUACCUCGUAUACCCCUACUACGUCUGCCCCGCCUCCGCCUCCAACAACAUCUUCGGCUCCUCCGCCGGCCAGUACACCCCCUAGCACUGGGGGUUCAAAAGUUGGGAUUGCCUGGAACAGCGCUAACACUGCUGCUCUUGCUAACUUUAAGACUAGCAGUACUCAAUUCAUCUACUCAUGGAGCGCAUGGAAACCGGAUGGCGCUGACCAGCUCGGCUUUGAUUUCUGGCCUAUGCUGCCCAAUGCAGCCUCAAGUUCUAUUUCCGCGUUCCAGAGUAACGUCGUAGCCGGCUUUGGAAGUACCAUCUUGGGAUUCAAUGAACCGGACCAGAGCAGCCAGGCAAACCUCUCCCCUUCUGACGCUGCCAGUCUGUGGAUGCAGUACAUUGAACCUAAGAAGGCUCUUGGUUACGCUUUGAUUUCACCUGCUGUAUCGUCUGGUUCCGGUGGUAUUCCUUGGCUGCAACAGUUCUUGACGGCUUGCAGUGGUUGCACCAUUGAUGGUUUAGCUCUUCAUUACUACGGAACUUCCGCUAGCGACAUGAUCUCAUACAUUGAAGGCUUCCAUAGUACCUUCCCCAGCUAUAAUCUGCAUGUCACUGAGUUUGCAGAUGAUAACUUCAGUGGCGGGGCGCAGGCAACUAUGGAUGAGAUUUGGGCAUUCUGUAGCCAGAUUAACUCGUGGAUGGAUAGCACCUCGUACAUUGCCUCGUACUUCCAAUUUGGUGUCUUGGACAGCAUGGGUAAUGUCAACCCGCUAGAUGCAUUGAUGGACACCUCGACUGGGUUGCCAACCGAUCUUGGCUACACCUACAUUUAUAACGGGUGGAGCUCGUAA